GGAUGGGCUGAUGAUGAUAAACGAUGAGCUUGGCAGUUGGAUUCACAAAAGAGCCCACUCAAAGGAACACCUGCAACACUACAGUCUCAUUAAACAUCCGAAAAUUGAAAGAGUCAAGAAAGAAAAUCAGGAAUUCUGAUAAGAACCAGGCACACUAUAGGAUGGCUCAACCAAUCAAGACCAGAUUACCAACUGAACCAACAAACUGUACAAGCGAAGCCACCAACAACAACAGUCCUCAAUCAGCCAUAACAACCACCAGCAACAACAACAGCACCAGCACCCUGCAGCAACCAACAGCAGCAACAGCAACAACAGCAGCAACAACAACAACAACAACAACAACAACAACAGCAGCAGCAGCAACAACAACAACAGCCACCACUGAUCAUCAGCAUGAGCUUAGUCAUAUCACCACCAAGUCGAACAAGAAGCAGAAGGCCGACCGAAGCUCAACAUCAGCAGAAACCCAUUAUAUCACUCACUCAGCCACAAGACGCUCAACCGCAACCACCAAAUCACAUCACAGCAGCCAACUGUACAGCAAACUACAGCUGACCAAGCCAACAACAGCAACAACGACCACUAACCUGUUCACCUUCAGCCGACCGGAUUUCUUCAAGCGGAUCACCACCACCAUCACCACCUCAAUCCCAACCAGCUCAACCACAACCCCAACCAGCUCACCAGUCACAGCAGUCAACAACCACCAACACGGUCAACAGCAACAACAACAACAACACGGUCAACAGCAACAACAACAACACGGUCAACAACAUCCAAGCCCAACUACAACCACAACCACAAACAGGCCAGACGAAGAACCAUCCUCACCCAGGGCUGCAUCCAUCAUCUCAAACAACUCAUCCUCAACCACAAACCAACACCACCACCCACCACCACCACCACAUACGACCAUCAAAAACCACAAGAAGGAGAGCAGCAUCUCUUCGAUCACCGGAAUCGGACUAUCCUCCAUCGGAUUCCUCGUCAACUCAGCCGCCAAUCUAGCCCAUUCAUCACAUCAUAACAACAACAACACCUCAAACAACAACAACUCAAGCAAUACCAUGAACUUCUCAACCAUCUCAUCCACCACUAAACCAGUCAUCCGCCAUAUCACCUCCUCCUCAACACUCGCCUCCAUCAACAACAAUCAAACCCUACUCUCACUCUCAAAACCAGAUCCAUCAUCCUAUCCCAACAACCUACUCAACUCAUCCUCUUCUCAUCACAAUCCAAACCCCCCUACCGAAUCAAACCAUAACCUCAGCGGAUUGAUUCUCAAACCGGGCGACGUUUGGAGUCAGGUCAUCCUAAGAGUCAUCCCACUAUUCAACGGUGAAGGGCACAAAGGUUUCAUCGAAGAUCUUAACGACUUUGUCUCUCAACAUAUCCAUAAGACCAUUGCCGAUUCACCAUCAAAAUCAAUCAUCAAACUACACUCUGAUAUCACUGAACUACUGGCCAAUGGCGUCAUGAUCCUCAAUAACAAACUUCAACCAGACCAGCUCACAGACGAACGACUACUCGUCCGGGUCUUCGAAGUCUGGCACUUCUUCUUCACCGGCGUCUUGCCCUAUCUAGAAGCCAUCUUUCUACCACUCAUGUCGGACGAAAACUUGCUAAAUAUGAUCGAAAGCAAAAAUAAUAAAGUCCUCCAGGAACGUCUCCAACAACAGCAUCUACUACAUCAAGCUACUACCAAUGCCAGCCUGUUCAGCUCCAGUUCGAGUUCUAUCUUGUUCCGUCAAUCCAAUCGAAAUAAUCCUAUCACUCAACAACCCAAAAACCGUUCGACUGGCUCUCCUAACGCUCGAGCGGAUCAGGAAGUCAUCCAAGGUAUCGAUAUCCGAAAACUCGCACUCAUCGCAUUCCGUGAACAUCUGAUCGUACCCAUCUACGCACGUCUCUAUAAGCUAUUCGUGAUGCUCUAUGAUCCCAACGCCCUCCCACAAUCAUCCAACUCACCCGGCUCCAUCGACUCUCAAUCCUCCGAACACAUGCAUCUCAAACGAUUACAGAUGGUCGGACUACUCUGCUCAGUUCAAACGGAUGAUUCCAGACAGUCGAUGAUGGCUGAGUUCAGUAAACUAAUCCGACUGAAGAAGGCCAAUCCAGACUUAUUAGUCAAACUACCGUCCAGUACCACCAUCCGAAAUAUCCCCCCUCGAACUGCCAGCGCCAACCCUAAUGCGGCCAGUCCCGGUAGUAACAAUGGCACUCGCGACGUAGCAGGAACCAAAAACCCUUACACUCGAGAUCGCAGUGAAUCCUCCUCCUCAUCUCACUCCCGUGCCUCUCCUCCACAACAACAAACCCCUCGACAAAGUACAUCCAACUCAACAACAACAACAACAACAACAACAACCAAUUCGAAUCUGAAUCUCCACCCAGAAGAAUAUGAUGACGAUCGACCGCUGGUGAACCUUCUAGACGAUGAGAUCGAGUCCCAGCAUAUCAAGGGAUGGAACAAAAAUCGCGACUUUGCCAGACGGAGUAUCCGUCGACAACUAGGAAGGAAUGGCACGGCGAUCCGUCGGAUGAGCCGAGCGAAUGACGAGAAUUUCUCCCAACAACCGCUGGCCACCAACUCCAUGAGAAGGCCGGAGAGAGUCCAAAGGAAUCGCGGAAAUCAUCCAUCGGCUCCACGGAACAUAGAAGAUGGAACUCCAGACUCCUCGCCGGCUCAUCCCAACGGAUCCCCCCUGGGGGGCCCGACGAGCGCGACGAUGACGACAGCAACCUUCUCGAGCCAGGGGGCGGGGCGCGCAAGUUUUGAAGACGAGGAGCAGUCGCUCGAGUACCUCUCUGAUCGGGUGUAUUCUUACUACCCUCAGACGGACGCCAAAGAAUCGAGUCAGCGGAGCCGGGUGCAUGGCGGGACGACAAAGACCGGAUCGGCCUCGUCCAACGGCUCCGUGCUCUCCAUCCUCUUGCCGCCCACCUCCUCCUCGACCAGCGCCAGCGCGUCUAGCCACCACAACCCUCGCGUCCACAACCUCACCGGAGCCAUCUCGACCACUGCCAAGUCCGACGAGCUCGAUAGCCCCUCCAUGUCUACCUAUCCUUCCUCCCACGACACCACCGCCCAUCCCUCCACCUCCUCCAAACUCGCCACCUCCAUCAACCGUCUCAACAACCCCAGCCAUCCCUCUCCCUCACAGUCUUCUCAAUACCUUCCCACUCAGCCUCUUCGUCCUUAUCAUCACCAACAUCUUCAACACCAUCCUCAUCAUCCUCAUCAACAACCUCAUCUAAACCUUAGUAUCGAACCCCUCAAACUCUCCCAUUAUCGCUCCCGAUCUUCCUCUAACCUUUCUAAAGAAUCCUCAACCAUUCUUCCUGUCAAUCAUCAUCAACCUCAUCAACUCAGUCAUCCCACCCUCUCCUCUUCUUCCUCGUCUUCUACUGGGCCUCCAACCCCUCAAUUUUAAAAAAACACU
This is a messenger RNA of Puccinia graminis f. sp. tritici CRL 75-36-700-3, 3446 nucleotides long. RefSeq lists its product as uncharacterized. Gene Ontology annotation, cellular component: TORC2 complex. Lineage: Eukaryota; Fungi; Basidiomycota; Pucciniomycetes; Pucciniales; Pucciniaceae. The record is from RefSeq and is a predicted model, not a curated record. The transcript has 2 exons. Bases 24 to 3437 code for a protein of 1137 amino acids. Gene Ontology annotation, biological process: TORC2 signaling.